AUGGCCCAUCAAGCAGAUGCGAAACGAGCUCUGGACGAGCGAGGCUACUCGGGUACGCUCAUCCGCGGCGACAACCCGCUCAAAUUAUUCGAGAAAGCCGUCCGCGAUCGCAUUAUCGACUCAUACUACUGGAAAGAACAGUGCUUUGGUCUCAACGCUGCUACACUGCUCGACCGCGCUGUAGAGUUGAGCUUCAUCGGCGGCACAUAUGGCGCUGCGCAGAAGCCGACGCCAUUUCUGUGUCUAGCGUUCAAGCUGUUGCAGCUGACGCCAGAACGCGAGAUUAUCACAUUUUACCUGGAAAAGGCUGGGGAUGAGUUCAAAUAUCUUCGUGCACUGGCGGCAUUCUACAUCAGACUGGCAUGGGAGAAAGAUGAGGAAGUUUACACCACGCUGGAGCCGUUUCUGGCGGAUGGCAGGAAAUUGAAGCGACGCGUGCGAGAAGGCUGGGCUUUGACUCAUAUGGAUGAGUUCAUCGACGACUUGUUGACCAAGACCAGAGUAUGUGCGACGACUUUGCCCAAAAUCAAUACGAGACUGCACUUGGAAGAUGCGGAUAAGCUGGAGCCCAGAGAAAGCGCGCUCGGGGAUGAGCUGGAAGAGCUGGACCGUGAUGAGGAUGAUGAGGACGAUAGGAGCAGCGACGGAGAGGCGCAAGAGAAUGGACAUGCGAGAAGUGAUGGGCAUGACUCAGAAGAUGGGAGGAGAGAGAAUGACGAGGAGAUGAGCGAUGCCGACUGAAGGGCCAGCUAUCGAAAGCUUCAUCAGUCCCAAGUCACGCCAGCCAAAUAAAUACUCUGUGGGUGGAGGAAACGCAUUCACCGACGUCCAGAUAAGCGGACGUAUGUUACGAUGGUCUGCUAUCGACCGCUAGCCAGUGGUGCGGUACUCAUCCGCGAGGAUCUCCAUGUCACGUCCACUCGGGGGAAAGUGUCGCCAGCAUCCUCCUAAGCGAAGCCGACAGCGUUCACAGCAUGUCAUACGAUAGACGUCAACGACUGCCUCUAGGCGUGCUCUGGUGUUGGUGUAUAUCGAACUAGCAGAGGAGAAGGCGGAGAGGUGGCAACGCCUCAUGACAAUCUGGGCUGUCGUACACUUGGGUAGCAUACUACUCCUAUGUCGAUUGACGAGAGAGUUGAGGUAGGGUCCUUGACUAUGUACAACAGUACAGCACAUGCGCCCGAAGGUUGGAUGAAUGCAUAUAUACCUCUUGUAUAAAAGACAAC
Sphaerulina musiva SO2202 is the source of this 1226-nucleotide messenger RNA. Its product is annotated as PRP38-domain-containing protein. Lineage: Eukaryota; Fungi; Ascomycota; Dothideomycetes; Mycosphaerellales; Mycosphaerellaceae. The record is from RefSeq and is a predicted model, not a curated record. Gene Ontology annotation, cellular component: precatalytic spliceosome. Bases 1 to 741 code for a protein of 246 amino acids. The transcript has a single exon.